GUCAUGAGGCCGCCACCAGGGAGCAGGAAGCCCAGAUAGACGCCCUGCGGCCCGGAUCCUGGAGCCUCCCGAUGCCGGCACUGGGGCCCACCAUGGAUGGGGAGUUCCCUCAGCACGAGCCCCCGCCGGCCGGCAGUGUCCUGUACAGCCCGCCGCCCCUGCAGACCCCACUGUGCGGCUCCGGCAUCCAGAGCGCCAUGCUGCACUGCCCCUGGUGGAGCCCCUUCCCGCCUGCACCAUGUCCGGCCUUCUCCAGCGAAAGCCACCAGUUCGUGAAUUCCACCUCCUUCAUUGUUGGCCAGCCCUGUGUGGACACCAGCUAUGGCCCCAUGGCCACCACCUCCAGCUUCCUGCCAAAGAUCGGUGACUUCUCUCAGGAUGCCCCGUACCUCGACGACCUGUCCAACGCCUCCCUCUUCUCCUCGUCCGUGGACUCCCUCUCGGACAUUGUGGACACGCCUGACUUCCCGCACGCUGACAGCCUCAGCCAGGUGCCCACCAUCUGGGACGUGAGCACCGGUCCCUCCACCCACGACAAGCUCUUCCUGCCCAGUGGCCCAUUUCCAGUUCUUGAGGAUCCUGCGACCUCGCUCUCCAGCACCCCUCUUCUCGUCAGCUACCAGGCUCAGAGUCAGCCGGAGGAGGAGGACGAGGCGGAGGAGGACGAGGCGGAGGAGCUGGGCCACGCAGAGACCUACGCGGACUACGUGCCAUCCAAGUCCAAGGUCGGCAAGCAGCACCCAGACCGCGUGGUGGAGACCAGCACGCUGUCCAGCGUCCCGCCGCCGGACAUCACCUACAGCCUCGCCCUGCCCACCGCGGACAGCGACGCCCUGUCGGCCCUGCAGCUGGAGGCCAUCACCUACGCCUGCCAGCGGCACGAGGUCCUGCUCCCCAGCGGGCAGCGGGCUGGCUUCCUCAUCGGCGACGGCGCAGGCGUGGGCAAGGGUCGCACCGUGGCGGGCAUCAUCCUGGAGAACUGCCUGCGGGGCCGGAAGAAGUCCCUGUGGUUCAGCGUCUCCAAUGACCUCAAGUACGACGCGGAGCGAGACCUGCGGGACAUCGACGCCCAGAGCGUCGCUGUGCACGCCCUGAGCAAGAUCAAGUAUGGCGACAACACUGCCUCAGAGGGCGUGCUCUUCGCCACCUACUCUGCCCUGAUCGGGGAGAGCCAGGCGGGCGGGCAGCACCGCACACGGAUCCGGCAGAUCCUGGAGUGGUGCGGGGAGGCCUUUGAUGGCGUGAUUGUGUUCGACGAGUGCCACAAAGCCAAGAACGCCAGCUCCACCAAGAUGGGCAGGGCCGUACUGGACCUGCAGAACAAGCUGCCCCUGGCCAGGGUGGUAUAUGCCAGCGCCACUGGUGCCUCCGAGCCCCGGAACAUGAUCUACAUGAGCCGCCUGGGCAUCUGGGGCGAGGGCACACCCUUCCGCACCUUCGAGGAGUUCUUGCACGCCAUUGAGAAGAGGGGUGUGGGUGCCAUGGAGAUCGUGGCCAUGGACAUGAAGGUCAGCGGCAUGUACAUUGCACGCCAGCUCAGCUUCUCUGGGGUCACCUUCCGCAUUGAGGAGAUUCCGCUGGCCCCUGCCUUCGAGUGCGUCUACAACCACGCAGCCCUGCUGUGGGCCGAGGCCCUGGGCGUGUUCCGGCAGGCAGCUGACUGGAUCGGCCUGGAGUCGCGGAAGGCCCUGUGGGGCCAGUUCUGGUCGGCACACCAGCGCUUCUUCAAGUACCUGUGUGUGGCCGCCAAGGUGCACCGGCUGGUGGAGCUGGCCCGGGAGGAGCUGGCCCGCGACAAGUGCGUGGUCAUCGGACUGCAGUCCACGGGUGAGGCGCGCACCCGGGAGGUGCUGGACGAGAAGGAAGGGCAGCUCGACUGCUUCGUCUCGGCCGCAGAGGGCGUCUUUCUGUCACUAAUUCAGAAGCACUUUCCUUCAGCCAAGAGGAAGCGGGAGAGAGGUGCAGGCAGUAAGAGGAAACGGCGGCCGCGGGGCCGAGGGGCCAAGGCAGCCAGGCUGAUGUGUGAGGCGGUGGGCGUGAUCCGCAUCAGCGACGACAGCAGCACCGAGUCAGACGCCGGCCUGGACAGCGACUUCCACUCCUCCCCCGAGUCCCUGGAUGACGACGUGGUCAUCGUGGAUGCCGUGGGGCUCCCCACUGAUGACCGUGGUGAGGCCCGUGGCCCGGCAUUUCUCUGCUCUACAGCUGGGGCAGGCCCCCUUGGCCCCCCGCAGCGGGACCUGAACGGCCCCGGCGUCCUGGAACGCGUUGAGCGGCUGAAGCAGGACCUGCUGACCAAGGUGCGGCUGCUGGGCCGGGAGCUGCCUGUCAACACCCUGGAUGAGCUCAUCGACCAGCUCGGGGGCCCUGAGUGCGUGGCUGAGAUGACCGGCAGGAAGGGCCGCGUGGUAUCCAGGCCUGACGGGACAGUGGCCUUUGAAUCUCGGGCGGAGCAGGGCCUCUCCAUCGACCACGUGAACCUCAGGGNCAGGUGCACACAGGCGGGGGAAGAGGAGUGUGCCAGCCCUGGAGGAGCAGGCGGCGACCAGCCUGCCGACCGACCUCCAUCCGGGCCCCCCCAGCUCGUGGCCGUCAUUUCCGAGGCCUCUAGCUCCGGUGUCUCCCUCCAAGCCGACCGGAGGGUCCGGAACCAGCGGCGGCGUGUCCACAUGACUCUGGAGCUGCCCUGGAGCGCGGACCGUGCCAUCCAGCAGUUCGGCCGGACCCACCGGUCCAACCAGGUCUCGGCGCCCGAGUACGUCUUCCUCAUUUCAGAGCUGGCUGGUGAGCGCAGGUUCGCCUCCAUUGUCGCCAAGCGGCUGGAAAGCCUGGGAGCUCUGACCCACGGGGACCGCCGUGCCACCGAGUCCCGCGACCUGAGCAAGUACAACUUUGAGAACAAGUAUGGCGCCCGGGCCCUCGGAUGCAUCCUCACCACCAUCCUGAGCCAGACAGAGAACAAGGUGCCCCUGCCGAGGGGCUACCCUGGGGGGGACUCUGCCUUCUUCCGGGACAUGAAGCAGGGCCUGCUGUCUGUUGGCAUCGGAGGGCGCGAGUCCAGGUCCGGCUGCCUGGACGUGGAGAAGGACUGCUCCAUCACUAAGUUCCUGAACCGCAUCCUGGGGCUGGAGGUGCACAAGCAGAACGCGCUGUUCCAGUACUUCUCGGACACCUUUGACCACCUCAUCGAGGCAGACAAGAAGGAGGGCAAAUACGACAUGGGCAUCCUGGACCUGGCUCCGGGCAUAGAUGAGAUCUAUGAGGAGAGCCAGCAGGUGUUCCUGGCCCCCGGGCACCCGCAGGACGGGCAGGUGGUUUUCUACAAGAUAAGCGUGGACCGCGGCCUCAAGUGGGACGAGGCGUACGCCAGGUCUCUGGAGCUGACAGGCGCCCACGAUGGCUUCUACCUGUCCUACAAGGUCCGCGGCAACAAGCCGAGCUGCCUACUGGCGGAGCGGAACCGCGGCAAGCACUUCACCGUGUACAAGCCCAACGUGGGCCGCCAGAGCCAGCCGGAGACCUUCGACAGCCUGUGCCGCAAGUUCCACCGGGUGACGGCGGAGGAGGCCCGCGAGCCCUGGGAGCGCAGCUACGCCCUCUCCCUGACACACUGCAGCCACACGGCGUGGAACCGGCACUGCCGCCUGAUGCAGGAGGGCAAGGACUGCGUGCAGGGCCUGCGGCUGCGGCACCACUACAUGCUGUGCGGGGCCCUGCUGCGCGUGUGGGGCCGCAUCGCCGCCGUCAUGGCCGACGUCACCAGCAGCAGCUACCUGCAGAUCGUGCGCCUCAAGACGAAGGACAAGAAGAAGCAAGUCGGCAUCAAGAUCCCCGAGGGCUGCGUGCGCCGGGUGCUGCAGGAGCUGCAGCUCAUGGACGCGGACGUCAAGCGCAAGAACGCGCGCAGCCGGGCCUUCGCCGCGCCGCUGCCCGCCCUGCCCGCCCUGUGCCCGCUCGCUCUGCCCUGCGGCCCCGGCGAGGUCCUGGACCUCACCUACAGCCCGCCCGCCCAGGCCUUCCCGCCGCCCUCGCCGUUCGCGUUCCCGCCGCCGCCGCCGCCGCCCUGCGACCCCGCCCCCGUCCCGAGCGGCCUGCUGCUGGGCGCCGCGGACCGCCCCGCCGACCCCGCGGCCUCGGUGCAUCAGGGCUGCGACAUCAACUUCAAGGAGGUGCUGGAGGACAUGCUGCGCUCCCUCAAUGCCGUGCCGUCUGCGGAGCCCCCCGGCCCCCCGGGCAUCGGCGCGGGGGCGGGGGCGGGGGGCGGGGCGGGCCCGGAGCGCCAGAGCGUCAUCCAGUUCAGCCCCCCGUUCCCCAGCUCCUAGGCCGGGCUCCGCCCCUAGACAAACCUUAUUUAUCUGCAAUACCGCGGCACGAACAGGCCCUCCUGCCGAAGCAGGCGGUGAGCAGGGCCCAGGUCCCUGCCGACUACUGAGGACUGGCAGGGCGACCCGCUGCCCGCCUCCCGAGGCCUCCACUGCAGUGCCUUCCCGGCGUGCCUGGGCAGACCCCUCAGAUGCUGCCGGCCCCCCGACACCCAGCCUGGUGGGGCGGCCGCUGUUUGCAGGUCCCACUCAGGGCGUCUCAGGGCCCAGUUAGGGCCCGGGGGUGAGGGGCCCACCCUCUCUGUGCCUCUCCUCUGCGUCCCUCCAGGCCUGGGUGGGGGACCACACCCCACCCACCUUACAAGACCUGGUCAGGCCAGAGCCCCUGAAAUCCACAAAACUGGGUGGCCCCAAGAGCUGAAAACUCAGGAAACCCCGGGUGCUCAGGGCCCCGCCAGUGUCCAGGGGUGUGGGGGGGCUCUGUGGGGCAGACCCCCCCAUUAAUAUAUGCAAUUCCCCUUCCCUGCUCUCUGCUCCCUAAAUUAUUGUCCUGCCGCCCCCACCCCCCAGGCCCCAGAAUCUGCCUGCAGAGCUGGUGGCCCCGGUGGCCCCUGGUCUGUAUUUAUGAAGAAUUGACAUGUAUAUAUGUAAAGAGAUCUUUUUUAAAUAUAUGUGCCUUUUUACUACUU
This is a messenger RNA of Manis javanica (Malayan pangolin), 5011 nucleotides long. Lineage: Eukaryota; Metazoa; Chordata; Mammalia; Pholidota; Manidae. The record is from RefSeq and is a predicted model, not a curated record.